Oppia nitens is the source of this 1998-nucleotide messenger RNA. RefSeq names its product NADPH-dependent diflavin oxidoreductase 1-like. The transcript is spliced from 2 exons. The record is from RefSeq and is a predicted model, not a curated record. The coding region runs from base 89 to 1912 and encodes 607 amino acids. Lineage: Eukaryota; Metazoa; Arthropoda; Arachnida; Sarcoptiformes; Oppiidae. Gene Ontology annotation, molecular function: flavin adenine dinucleotide binding; FMN binding; NADPH-hemoprotein reductase activity. Gene Ontology annotation, cellular component: cytosol.
CCGUACAGUAUAUACUGAUAAUGGAAACAUUUGAUACAUAAUAGUACUACACAUGUUGUUUAUAUUUGGUUAUAUUUAGUAAAUAUUUAUGAUAACAAUGGUAUUAACACAAGAAGUGUAUCAUUUGUUAAUACUUUACGGUUCAGAAACAGGAAAUUGUGAAGAGUUGGCCAAAAGCAUAGGUCGAGAGGCAAUCAAUAGAGGCAUUGACUGCAAUGUCUUGGAGUGCGAUGAUUAUGAUGUCUCACAACUGAUUGACCAAAAGUUAGUAUUAUUUGUCUGUUCAACAACAGGUGUGGGCGAAGAACCAAAUAAUAUGAAGAAUUUUUGGGCAUUUAUUCGCCGAAGAGAUCUACCGAAUGACUCAUUGUCUUCAGUUUAUGUAUCAGUUAUAGGUUUAGGUGACUCUUCGUAUUCAAAGUAUAAUUUUGUGGCCAAAAAGUUACACAAAAGGUUGUUAUGUUUGGGUGCAAAACCAUUAACUGAUUUGGUCUUAGGUGAUGAUCAGCACGAGUGCGGACCAAAUGCAACGAUAGAUCCUUUUUUGUCAAUUUUUUGGGACAAAGUGUUUGACUUUUAUUCAAUUAUCAACAACUUUGAGAACCUCUCACUAACUCAAGAUUUGGAUCAACUUUUUACUUCUAGUUUUAGUGUUAAAUAUGUCAAUGAAAAUGACAGACAAAAUGAAAUAACUAAUUAUAAGAGCAGUCCAUUUGAUAAACACAAUCCAUAUUUGGCUAAAGUUUUAUCAAAUGAGAGAAUUACAGCCAAAGAUCACUUUCAAGACGUAAGACUUAUAAAACUUGGAAUAAAUGACAAACAAUUAAAUUAUAGUUUAGGAGACGUUUGUUGUAUUAAACCUCAAAAUAGUAAAGAAAAUGUACAAAAGUUUAUAUCACUUCUUAAUUUAGAUGAAAAUGAAUAUUUUGUUUUGGAUGCAAAUCCUCACAAUUGGAUUAAUAGAAAGUCAUAUUACAAUAACCUACCGAAACCUUGUUCGGUGUUAACAUUGGUUACCGAAUAUUUGGACAUUCAGUCGGUCCCAAAGCGCUCUUUUUUCCAACUCUUUUACAGAUUCAGUGAUUUUGAAUUAGAAAAACAAAAACUUAAAGAAUUUGCAAAAAGUGAUUCAUUGGAUGACUUAUACGAGUACUGCAAUCGUCCGAAACGGUCUAUUCUGGAAGUGCUUCAAGACUUUCCUCACACAACGGCUCGAAUCAAAUUUGAAUAUAUUUUUGAUUUAAUUCCAGCCAUUAAUCCGCGAUAUUAUUCCAUCGCUUCAUCACUUAAUGUACGACCAAAUGAAUUACAUUUAUUAGUUGCUGUCGUUAGUUAUAAGACUCGACUUAAAGACUUACGAUAUGGACUUUGCUCUAAUUGGUUGGCCAUUCAGUUACCAUCAGAGGAUAGUUGUGUUGCUAUUUAUAUAAAAAAAAGUAAUUUUAAGAUUGUAACCGAUAACAAACCAAUUAUAAUGAUAGGCCCGGGAACAGGUGUGGCGCCAUUUCGGGCUUUCAUUGAAGAUCGAGUCAAUAGACAGGUCACAGAUAACUAUCUAUUUUUCGGAUGUCGUUACAAAAAAUCAGACUUUUAUUUUGAGAACGAAUGGAAACAAUACAAUGAAAUGGGAUUUUUGAACUUUUUUGUAGCCUUUUCUAGAGAUACCGAUACCAAAGUCUAUGUCCAACACAAACUCUCGCAACAAAAAGAUCUUAUUUUUAAUUUGAUUACCGAUAAGAGUGCUGUUAUUUAUGUGGCGGGAAAUGCAAAACAAAUGCCACAACAAGUUAGACAAAGUAUUUGUGAUAUUUUCAAAAGUCAUUUUAAUGAACAGUUAGAUAACGAUAAGAUCCAACAAAUUGUCAAUAAUUUGGAACUAAGAGGAAGACUACAAUAUGAGUGUUGGUCUUAAUAUUUGUGUGAUUAAAAUAAAUGAAUUUAUUUAAUACUUUAUUAGUUUUUAUUGACUUAAGUUAUGAGUAAAACAACAAAAUAAUA